Messenger RNA from Gambusia affinis (western mosquitofish), 2574 nucleotides. Its product is annotated as integral membrane protein 2A-like. Gene Ontology annotation, cellular component: Golgi apparatus; plasma membrane; extracellular exosome. Gene Ontology annotation, molecular function: amyloid-beta binding. NCBI's taxonomy places the organism in Eukaryota, Metazoa, Chordata, Actinopteri, Cyprinodontiformes, Poeciliidae. Gene Ontology annotation, biological process: negative regulation of amyloid precursor protein biosynthetic process. The record is from RefSeq and is a predicted model, not a curated record. The transcript is spliced from 6 exons. The coding region runs from base 364 to 1110 and encodes 248 amino acids.
AGAAAUAUUUUCCAAAAGACAACAACGAGAAGCAGUAUUUCCUUUUCUAGUUAUUGUUAAGUUCUUACAAUAGAUGACCUAAAUUACGGCUAAAAAUAUCUACCCGUAAAUUGUAGCUAUUUAGGAUCGAUAAUUCUCCAGUUAGAACCUGGUUUGUUUGGCUUUUUAAUCUCCCCGGCCACCGGAAGCGGUGCGGAUAAAGCCGAGGUUGCAAAGUGCGUCACACGGUUGAGUUGCGGAGAAGCACAACGCCGGAGCUGCAGACGACCGUCGAUAAAAAUACAUCCACAGUUCCACCUUUUGUGUGUGCGUGUGUGUGUGUCCGUGACUAAAAUACCCGAGCGGGACGUUUCCGGGUGCAGCAUGGUGAAGAUAGCUUUCAACUCGGCUCUGGCGCAGAAGGCGCUGGGCAAAGAGGUGCCAGCCGCGGUGAAGGACCCGGAGCUGGCCUCUGACUCUGCGGCCACAGACGGCUUCGGUCGCCUUAUUCUCUACCUGCUGGGCAUCUCCUUCAUCCUGACUGGACUCAUCGUGGGGGGAGCGUGUCUCUACCGGCAUUUCACCCCAAAGAGGCUGUAUCACGGAGCGAUGCAGUUCUCCGACGUGUCCACCGGGGCGGAGAGCCAGCCCCACCAGCCCUACUACCUGCCGCUGGUGGAGGAGGAGGUGGAGAUCUCGGACAGCAUGGCCGUCGUCAGCGUGCCCCCUCCUCGCUUCCGGUCCGGAGACCCCGCCUACAUCCUCCACGACUUCAACCGGAAGCUGACAGCGUACCUGGACCUGACUCUGAGGACCUGCUUCGUGAUUCCUCUCAACACUUCGGUGGUCCUCCCCCCUCAGGACCUCAUCGACCUCUUCUCACAGCUGAUGAGUGACUCAUACCGCAGCUACCUGGUGCGCGAGGACCUUGUGGUCACCGAGCGCAUCGAGGACGUCAAGCCGCUGGGUUUCUACAUCCGCCGGCUGUGUGACGGGAAGGAAACUUACAGAAUGCAGCGCCGGUCCACCCUGCCAGGCGGAAACAUCCAGAAGCGCUCCGCCGACGACUGCUUCACCAUCCACCACUUUGAGAACAAGUUUGUGACGGAGACCCGCAUCUGCAAGGCCUGAUGGGGAAACGGCGAGAGAGAGAGAGACAGAGAGAGAGAGAAAGAGAGAGACAGAGAGAGAGAGAGAAAGAGAGAGAUAGGGAGAAAAUGGGUGAGCCAGGGUGACUGAGAGAAGGAGGGAGUGGAUGAAUGACAGCGACAGGAAGCACAACUUUCAGCAGAAAGCUACUUUUGUACAAAUUGUUUAGCCUCCCUUUGCUUCCCAGCUUGUGUCGAGUGAGUUUGGGUUCCAGAGCCGCUGUACCUCCACCUAACCUCCACCUAACCUCCACCUGCUGUUUGUUGUUACCUUAGACCAGGGGUCUCAAACUCCAGUCCUCGAGGGCCGCUGUCCUGCAACUUUUAGAUGUGGCUCUGCUGCACCACCUGAAUAAAAUAAUUAAGGCUCUGGAGAACUGGUCUACACCAGGUGGAGGUCAUUAAGUCGUUUCAUUCCAGUGUUUUGUACCUGUGACACAUCUAAGAACUGCAGGACAGCGACUGGAGGACUGGAGUUUGACACUCCUGCCUUAGACGCACUAAGUUUCAUUUGCGCCGUUAGAAUCCGUUUCGUUCGCCGUGGCUUCCUGCAGACCCAUCCUAUCGAUGUUCUUGUAUCCCAGACACGAGUUGUUUGACAUCCUGCUUGAUAUUCCCGUCGUUCCCAGCAGGUGUGCGACGCCUCUCGUGUUUCCCGUCGCCUCCUUUCCCAGAGCGGCUUUAGCAGCGCGCCGCAACGCCGACACGCACGUUUGAACGCACGCUCGUUGCCAACAUGGACGAACAUCCGGCAGCUGCCGCUCCCCACUUUUUGUAGAUAUUUCCCAGAGUGCCCUGCUGCUGCUGGCACUCCUCCGUCCCGCCGUGUCAUGAUUUAGUGCAACUCCUUCGUUUUUUGUGUUUGUGUAGAGACAUUUCUAGAUGUUAACUAGUGAAGACCGUGAGCUAAACCAGCGGGACCAAGCUAAAGGGAAACGUUGCGAGUUAUUUUGAACGUUUAUUUGAUCGCCUGCUUUGGUUUGCGAUUUUGUUCGUAUGUUUCAUUUUAACCUGAACAAAAAACAAAAAAAAGAAAAGAAGAAGAAAAAAAGCAGAUGUAACUCGUCGUUAUUAUAGUUGGUAGCAAAUGAAGUUUUACAUUUUUCACUGGAAAUCUUAUAGUUGCUUAGAUUUAAUUACACGAAACUGUUACGGUUGAGUUUGGAAAAUCCCUUGAUGAGCGAAAAGGAAAAAUGUGAAAAAUCGUAUUUUUGAAAUGGCUUUGUGCCAAAGAGAAUAAAAAGGGGGAACAAAAGGAAACGUUGCGAGUUGUUCUGUGAAUCCCACACAGGAAGACAAUCAGUAGGAAGCGCUGUAGGCUGGUAACGACAGGCUGCUCUCCAACCCGACGCCUGAGGAAUAACACGAAACAACUUUGUGUGACACUACUGAACUGAAUUUCAUUUUUGUUGUUGAAUAAAGUUGCUUUUCUCAACCUGCUUAAAAA